AUGACGAUCGUUGAGGAGAGGUUUCAAUCAAUAACGAUCCCACCAUUCGGCUACAUCAGGCAAGCCAUAUUUCUAGCGUUGGAUGAUAUCUACACAAAGAGAUCUGUUUUGAAGCAGAUCAUACGAAACAAUCCAGCCCUUGAUAAAGCUUGCGGAAAGUCUGACCUAAUUACUGGGUCAAGCUGUUCCUGCUAUGUCCCCAGACGAAAGGGAAAGUUCAAGCGAUUCAAAUGGCCAAGGCCUUCACGAGAAGGAUCCCAGUUCAGGAGGCGCACGAAAUAUUUCAGGAGGAAGAGCCCAGGCAAGUCCCGAAAAAAUGAUAGAUGCUUCAUCUGCAACAAGAUUGGGCAUUAUGCAAAAAAUUGUCCCCAAUCUAGAAGAUCGAUCAAGCUUCUUACUAAAAUAGAGUACUACACUGGUAUCCAUCAAGCUGAAGAUGGCGAUCUUGAAUCUGUACUCUCAUUAGAGGACGAACCUACAGAGAAUACCCUCUUUUCCGUAGAUGUGUACGAAGAAUAUGACGAUGAAUAUUACCAGAUUUCAGAACCAGAGGGAAAGGCUUAA
Lycium barbarum (goji berry) is the source of this 564-nucleotide messenger RNA. RefSeq lists its product as uncharacterized. Lineage: Eukaryota; Viridiplantae; Streptophyta; Magnoliopsida; Solanales; Solanaceae. The transcript has a single exon. The record is from RefSeq and is a predicted model, not a curated record. The coding region runs from base 1 to 564 and encodes 187 amino acids. Gene Ontology annotation, molecular function: zinc ion binding; nucleic acid binding.